Molecule: messenger RNA, 2105 nt
Organism: Onychomys torridus (southern grasshopper mouse)
Lineage: Eukaryota; Metazoa; Chordata; Mammalia; Rodentia; Cricetidae
Gene: Wnt5a
Product: Wnt family member 5A
Exons: 5
Coding region: 764-1945 (393 amino acids)
Biological process (GO): canonical Wnt signaling pathway; neuron differentiation; multicellular organism development
Cellular component (GO): extracellular region
Molecular function (GO): cytokine activity; frizzled binding
Source: RefSeq, a predicted model, not a curated record
AUGAAUUUCCUUCCCGCAAGUUUCUCCAUCUUUCUUCUUGCUUCAGAGAAAGAGCAGACUGGGGAGCACAGUUCAGUUUGCACCUCUUCUAGAACGGAGAUCUCGGAGUUUCCCAUCUUCCUUUUCGCCACCGGGAGCCUGGGUCACUCUCUUCUUCCGCCUAGUUGGCAUAGCUCAUCAUUUCCACUCCCAGACGUGGGCCCUAAAUGUAAAAUCUAGCAGAAGGCAAUGACCAAACAGUGAGGGGAAGAGACUCUUUGCCUCUUUAGUGUUGGCCCUUAAGGAACCGCCUGUCUUUGCACUUGGUCACUGGACUCUUGCGCUGUCCUGCAGCUCUCUAGACCGAGGAAGUCCUCUUUUCCCACCAACUUCCCUCUGCCUGGUGUCGGCACUUUUAGAACCGCACUACAGUCUGCACCUUUGAUCUAGUACAUCCUGAAGGCUUUGGGAUUCGCUUUUGGGGAAGCAGCAUCCUCUAGAUCCCGCUGCCCUGGCCUCGGGACCGGGCGGACGCCUUUCUUUUACCUCACUCACCCCUGCGCUGCACCUCUUAAAAGCCCGCAGCCUCCUUUGCGCGCCCACGAGGAUUGCUGCUCCGGCUUCUCGGUCUGCUUUCCCGAGCCCCUGUUGGAAAACAUUUGGCUCGUUCUCUGGAUAACUUUGAUCAGAACUUUUGUUUUAGCCCUGCUGCGGCAAUCUCACGAAAGUUCUUCUUUCACACCGUCUUCUUCGUUUCCGAUCUCUGAUAAACCCACCCGGACGGAUGUUUCACCCUCUUUUAAAGUGGAGGUGUUCGAAUGAGUUCGAUAAGUCCAUUGGAAUAUUAAGCCCGGGAGUAGCUUUGGGGACGGCUGGAGGUGCAAUGUCUUCCAAGUUCUUCCUAAUGGCUUUGGCCACAUUUUUCUCCUUCGCCCAGGUUGUAAUAGAAGCUAAUUCUUGGUGGUCACUAGGUAUGAAUAACCCUGUUCAGAUGUCGGAGGUCUACAUCAUAGGUGCGCAACCUCUCUGCAGCCAGCUGGCGGGACUUUCUCAAGGACAGAAGAAGCUCUGCCACUUGUAUCAGGAUCACAUGCAGUACAUCGGAGAAGGUGCGAAGACGGGCAUUAAAGAGUGUCAGUACCAGUUUCGACACCGAAGAUGGAACUGCAGCACAGUGGACAACACCUCUGUCUUUGGCAGGGUGAUGCAGAUCGGCAGCCGAGAGACGGCCUUCACAUAUGCAGUGAGCGCAGCUGGGGUGGUGAAUGCCAUGAGCCGUGCAUGCCGUGAGGGCGAGCUGUCCACCUGUGGCUGCAGCCGCGCUGCGCGCCCCAAGGACCUGCCUCGGGACUGGCUGUGGGGCGGCUGUGGGGACAACAUCGACUAUGGCUACCGCUUCGCCAAGGAAUUCGUGGAUGCACGGGAACGGGAACGAAUCCAUGCCAAGGGCUCCUAUGAGAGUGCGCGUAUUCUCAUGAACCUACACAAUAAUGAAGCAGGCCGUAGGACAGUAUACAACCUGGCAGACGUAGCCUGCAAGUGCCAUGGAGUGUCUGGCUCAUGUAGCCUCAAGACAUGCUGGCUGCAGCUGGCGGACUUCCGAAAGGUGGGCGAUGCCCUCAAGGAGAAGUAUGACAGCGCAGCAGCCAUGAGACUGAACAGCCGCGGCAAGCUGGUGCAGGUCAACAGCCGCUUCAACUCCCCGACCACGCAGGACCUGGUCUAUAUCGACCCAAGCCCAGACUACUGUGUGCGCAAUGAGAGCACGGGCUCGCUGGGCACACAGGGCCGCCUGUGCAACAAGACCUCAGAGGGCAUGGACGGCUGUGAGCUCAUGUGCUGUGGUCGUGGUUACGACCAGUUUAAGACGGUGCAGACUGAACGCUGUCAUUGCAAGUUUCACUGGUGCUGCUAUGUCAAGUGCAAGAAGUGCACGGAGAUCGUGGAUCAGUUCGUGUGCAAAUAGUGGUGUGCCUGCCUGCCCAUCCCUCAGCCCCAUUCCCAGGACCCACUUAUUUAUAGAAAGUACAGUGAUUCUGGUUCUUUUUAUUUUCCCCCAAGAAUUGCAGCUGGAACCAUAUUUUUGUUUCUGUUACCAUCUAAGAACUCUGUGGUUUAUUAUUAAU